GUUUUGGAGCAGAUCUGGCUGCCAUGGAGGUCCAGUGUGCUGGGGUUGAACCCCCGAGGCAGGGCCCUCCACACAAAGCCGUCGGCCUGAUCUUCUCUGUGCUGCUUGGUGUGUGGUCUGUUCAGGCCCUUGAGAUGUCUGUGGGGAAGAUUCCCUUCCUCGAGGCGGUGAAUGGCAGCACAGUCAUGUUGCCUUGCACAUACUCGAGCUGUAUCGGCAUCAGGGACCUCUACUUCGACUGGCAGUUCAACAAUAAUGGCACCAUGCAGAGGGUGUGCCAGUCAGUGAUAGCAUCAGAGGGGGUGGAGCCCCAUGUGAGUAUAUUCCGAGAACGGGUGGAGUUUGUGGGGAAGAACCGUGACAACAACAUCUCCAUCGUGCUGUGGAAUAUCACCUUCGAGGACGGAGGCCAGUACACGUGUUUUGGACGCAACCCAAAAGAGAAGGACAAGAACCACAGUGCCAUCUUCACCCUCAUUGUGGUGGAAGAGUUGAGGGUGGUGGACAACACACUGACCAUCAUUAUAGCCUCAGCUGUGGGUGGAGCCAUUGCGCUGUUGAUGGGCUUCAUGUUGCUCAAGAACUUCACUCUCUUUGUUCUUUCCAAGCUUGAGGAGAAAAAUAAGGAGUGCCUUGUAACUUCAUCAGGGAUCGACAACACAGAAAAUGGCCUCUCAGGAUCCAAAGCUGAUUCAAAAUCAACACCAAAAAAGAAAUGA
Molecule: messenger RNA, 719 nt
Organism: Toxotes jaculatrix (banded archerfish)
Lineage: Eukaryota; Metazoa; Chordata; Actinopteri; Toxotidae
Gene: scn4bb
Product: sodium channel, voltage-gated, type IV, beta b
Exons: 5
Coding region: 24-719 (231 amino acids)
Biological process (GO): cardiac muscle cell action potential involved in contraction; regulation of sodium ion transmembrane transporter activity; regulation of ventricular cardiac muscle cell membrane repolarization
Cellular component (GO): voltage-gated sodium channel complex; membrane
Molecular function (GO): transmembrane transporter binding; sodium channel regulator activity
Source: RefSeq, a predicted model, not a curated record